UUUCAGUUUGCCUCUGUCUCCUCUAACGACUCUAACAUUCCCUUAAAAAUAACAUCAUUCUGGAUUAUUUGGAUUUACCAAGGUGGCAAAAGAGAUCAUGGUGCAUACCAUAGGAAUGAUUGAAGAUUGUGGGAAAAGGGGAAAUACCAUGGCAGAAAGAAGGCAGCUGUUUGCAGAAAUGCGGGCUCAAGAUCUGGAUCGCAUCCGUUUGUCCACCUACCGAACAGCGUGCAAGCUUAGAUUUGUGCAGAAGAAAUGCAACUUGCACCUGGUGGACAUCUGGAACGUGAUAGAAGCCUUGCGGGAAAAUGCACUGAACAACCUGGAUCCCAACAUCGAACUGAACGUGGCUCGCUUGGAAGCUGUGAUCUCAACUAUCUUCUACCAGCUCAACAAACGGAUGCCGACAACCCACCAGAUCAACGUGGAGCAAUCCAUCAGCUUACUGCUCAACUUCUUGCUGGCAGCCUUUGAUCCGGAAGGACAUGGUAAAAUUUCCGUUUUUGCUGUCAAAAUGGCCUUGGCAACUCUUUGUGGAGGAAAGAUCAUGGACAAAUUAAGAUACAUUUUCUCAAUGAUUUCCGACUCCAGUGGAGUGAUGGUUUAUGGCAGAUAUGACAUGUUUCUGCGGGAGGUUCUCAAGCUACCUACAGCUGUCUUUGAAGGGCCUUCAUUUGGUUAUACUGAGCAAUCAGCAAAAUCCUGUUUCUCGCAACAGAAAAAAGUCACAUUAAACACUUUCUUGGAUACACUCAUGUCUGAUCCCCCGCCACAGUGUCUAGUGUGGUUACCACUUCUGCAUCGACUGGCAAAUGUUGAAAAUGUCUUCCAUCCUGUCGAGUGUUCCUACUGCCACAGCGAGAGCAUGAUGGGGUUUCGGUACCGCUGCCAGCAGUGUCACAAUUACCAGCUCUGUCAGGACUGCUUCUGGAGGGGCCAUGCCAGCGGUUCCCACAGCAACCAGCACCAAAUGAAAGAGUACACGUCAUGGAAAUCACCUGCUAAGAAGCUAACUAAUGCACUUAGCAAGUCUUUAAGCUGUGCUUCCAGCCGUGAACCUUUGCACCCAAUGUUCCCUGACCAGCCUGAAAAACCUCUAAACCUGGCUCAUAUUGUGCCCCCCCGACCUGUAACCAGCAUGAACGACACACUCUUCUCCCACUCUGUUCCCUCAGGAAGUCCUUUUGCAAACAGAAGGUUACUUGGGGGUACAAAUGCAGCCAGUCCUGUGGCUGAUGAGCAUUCUCUUAUAAAGCUGUAUGUAAAUCAGCUUCACAACAAUUCACGCUCUCCUUCCAAGAAUACUGAAGUAGAGCAGAGCAAACUGCUGGCUAGGGCUGCUCCAGCUUUCUUGAAAGGCAAAGGGUUACAGUACAGCCUCGAUGUGGCAGACAGGUUGGCCGAUGAACAUGUACUCAUCGGGUUGUAUGUCAACAUGCUGCAGAGCAACCCCACACGUGUGCUCGACAGUGCAAGUCGCUUGGAUGAAGAACAUAAGCUGAUCGCCAGGUAUGCAGCAAGGCUGGCAGCAGAAACUUCUUCAUCACAGCAGCAGAGUCAGCAGAGAGGGGCAUCAGAUAUCUCCUUCACCAUUGAUGCAAACAAGCAACAAAGGCAGCUGAUUGCAGAGCUUGAAAAUAAAAACCGGGAAAUCCUGCAGGAGAUCCAAAGGCUGCGCCUUGAACAUGAGCAAGCGUCUCAGCCCACACCGGAGAAGGCACAACAAAAUCCCACUCUCCUUGCAGAGCUUCGGCUAUUGAGACAGAGGAAGGAUGAGCUGGAACAGAGGAUGUCUGCUCUCCAGGAAAGCCGGAGGGAGCUUAUGGUUCAGCUAGAAGGCCUCAUGAAACUACUGAAGACCCAAGGGGCGGGCUCCCCGCGUUCCUCACCCAGCCACACUAUCAGUCGACCAAUUCCAAUGCCCAUCAGGUCUGCCUCCGCCUGCUCCACCCCAACCCACGCGCCUCAGGACUCUCUGACUGGGGUGGGAGGAGAUGUGCAGGAAGCCUUUGCACAAAGUGCUAGACGAAACUUAAGAAAUGAUUUGCUGGUGGCAGCAGAUUCAAUUACCAACACCAUGUCUUCUUUGGUAAAAGAACUAAAUUCUGAAGUGGGCAGCGAGACAGAAAGCAACGUGGAUUCUGACUUUGGACGCGCUCAUUUUGAUGACCUUGUUCCAUCACCAACAUCUGAGAAGGCCUUCCUGGCACAGAUCCAUGCCCGGAAGCCGGGCUACCUCCACAGUGCCGCUGCCACCGGCUCCGUCCGCAGUGACAUGGUUACAGAAGAUGGAGACCCAUACGUCAGAGCAGAUGAUGAAAAUUAUGAGAAUGACUCUGUCCGUCAGCUGGAAAAUGAACUGAAGAUGGAGGAGUACCUGAAGCAGAAGCUGCAGGAUGAGGCAUACCAGGCAAGCUGCAGUCAAACGGACAACGAAAGCUAUGUAAGAACUGAUGAUGAGGAGAGCUGCUUUCGGACAGACGAUGAAGAAAACUCGGCUGCAAACUUCACAGAAGAGUGGAACCAAGAGGUGCAGCGUCUCUUGACAAAAAAAAAUCACAUAACUAAGUUCUGAGGAUUGUAGCACUGUACUUUUGUUCUAAGAGUUGUAGUUUGUAGGUGUGUGUUUUUGACAACAAGACUUUUGUUUAAAGCUGACUUAUAUUAGCUACAUCUUCUGUAACAUGGCUCAUUACUGGUGAAGAAAACAGACUGACAUACAUACUGCUGUUACAAAGGAUGGCAGUAUCAAUAACUCACCUAGACCCUUUGCACAUGAUAUUGAACCUGUUCAGUUUACAAUGACAAUACUGUUUAUAGAUAGAAAUUUGAUUUCUGAAUACUUUGAGAUUUUAGUAGAUCAGUUUACUAUACACUGUACAUUUUUUUUCCACAGAAGAAAUAAAAAGCUACAAUUAUGCAUUUAACACUGAAUGAUUAAACUCCUGAGUGUAUAUAUCUAGCAGCCCAAAAAAACAAAG
This is a messenger RNA of Colius striatus (speckled mousebird), 2981 nucleotides long. It is a transcript of the gene DTNA, whose product is annotated as dystrobrevin alpha. Gene Ontology annotation, cellular component: synapse; plasma membrane. NCBI's taxonomy places the organism in Eukaryota, Metazoa, Chordata, Aves, Coliiformes, Coliidae. The record is from RefSeq and is a predicted model, not a curated record. Gene Ontology annotation, molecular function: zinc ion binding. Gene Ontology annotation, biological process: synaptic signaling. The transcript has 22 exons. Bases 98 to 2575 code for a protein of 825 amino acids.